This is a messenger RNA of Rotaria sp. Silwood1, 7335 nucleotides long. NCBI's taxonomy places the organism in Eukaryota, Metazoa, Rotifera, Eurotatoria, Philodinida, Philodinidae. The record is from the annotation of a GenBank genome assembly.
AUGCGUAUCGUCGUUUAUGUUUGUCUUCUAUUAUUCUCUUUUGUACAAGGAGAUAUUAUUGCUAGUUCUAUUGAUGAACAAUGUACUUUUUUUGUAAUUAAAUAUAAAUAUAUAUCUAAAGCUAUUUUUCAAUAUGUACCUACCACUAUUAUCGAUCAAACAGCAUUAAAUAUAACUGCUGAUGUGAAUUUUUAUCAAUCAAAAUCACCUUGUAAUCAAUCUUUUGUUGAAUUACAAAAUCUACUUAUUAAUUCGUUGCAACAUGAUAGUAUUCAUACAGAUACAAAACAACUUGAAAAAGCUAUUUUUCAGAUAUUUAUUGAAACAUCUAAUAUAUUACAAAAUACAACACAGGAUGUUUUCUUCUUCAAUGAUUAUUAUAAUAAUAGUAAUCAAUAUCGUCAAAUAAAAACUAUUCGAACAAAUGAUGGUCAAUUCAUUGGUAAUUCUCUUUUUGCUAAUUAUCUUGUCAAUAAACUUGUUCUACCAACCAAAACAACAUGUGAAACAAUAAUAAAUAUAAAUGAAGAAAAACUUGAAAAAAGUAUUUGUAUAUCAAUAACUGCUAACCUUUUAACUAUUCAUAGGCAACUAAGCUUUGAUAGCAAAAUUGAUAAUCAAACAUUCAUUUUCAAAAGUAAAAACUUAAGUGCAACUCAAUUAAAAACAAAAACAAAAAAUGAUUUUGACCACUUAUUAAAACAAAUUUGUACAAAAAGUGAAUUCAAUUCACAAUAUCAGUUAAUUAAUAUGAUGAAUAAUGAACUUAACAAUGAAGAUUUAAAUAAAAUUCUUUUCCUAAACACAAAUCAAUAUUCAAAUUGUGAAUGGACAAUAAUCAAUCAAAGUAUAAUUGACGUAAAUCGUUAUCAAGCUACAGAUUAUAUUUUUAAAAAUUUUUAUCAUGAUGAAUCAAUAAUUGAACAUCAUCUUGAUUUCAUUGAAAGAAAAUCAAAUGAUCAUAUAAAACAAAUUUUAAAGAAAUAUUUUCCUAAUUCUUGUCAAAUAACAAAUAUAAUAACUCUUCGUAUGUUAAUACUUAUUUCACAAGAUAAUUUAACUAUACAAUGUAUCUUGAAUCGAAAUAACAGUUUAAAAUAUCGUGCUAUUGCAUUUCGUUUUCUUAAUAAUGAAAAAAAAUUUUUUAAAGAUUUUCAAAAUAUAUUAAUCAAUGAAGAAGAAUCAAGUGAAAUGCGUAUACUUUGUUUUCAAACAAUAUAUUUAUCUCUUAAUAUAUCUGAAAUAAAUAAUUUAAUUGAAAAUGUUAAAUCAAAUCAACUUCGUUUUUAUAUUAAAUCUUUAUUUAAACAAAGUUCAAUAUGGUUAGCAAAUUCUGGUUCAUAUAAAUUUCCAUUUGGAAAAAUGAAUAUUAUAUUUGAUGAAAAUUUAUUAUUCUAUUUUCCAAAUAUGAUUCAAUUAGAACUUGGAAAUAAUACUGAUAUUGAUUUCUAUUUUAUUAGAAAUAAUCAACAAAAUAUACAAUACGAAAUUUUAUUAAUAUUUGAUAGAAAAAAUAUUAUGCGGUUUUCAACAAUUAAGGAUUUUUUUAAUUGGAUAAAUAAUGAUCGAUUAUUUGAAAUGAAAACACUUGAUGAAUUUUGUUUAAAAAUAAAUUUAAAAACUGAUUUUAAUCUUAAAUGGCUUACUGGUUAUUUUAAUCAAUUUGAUAAUUUUUUUAAAAAAUCAACAGCUGGUAUUGUUCUAAAAAUUCAGCAUGGACUUGGUGAGAUCAUGACUGGAUAUAAAAUAAGUUUUAGCCUUGAAUCUAAUUUUAAAAUUAAUAUUCAUCAACAUGAACAUUUAACUUCAUACAUUUGGAGUUCAAUACAAAAAGAAAAUAUUCUUUUUAAAAUCGAACAAACAAUAAAGCCAUUAGUGAAUUACAAACAAAUCAUAUCAAAAAAGACUGUUUUAUCAUCAACAGUUAAAGAUUUUUGCUAUAUAAUUCCACAUUUUGAUUCAAAAAUUUGUUUAUCAUUCAUUUUUGAACGUUUAUGGCCUUCAUCAAUUGCAAUUCGAUUACUUUCGGAUGAUCCAUCACUUGUUUAUAAUUUAACUUCAUCAAAAAAUUUUCUUCAUUUUAAUAUUCAACAAGAUAAACAAAAAAUAUUUCGAUCAUAUCGUUUUAUACGUAAAUACAAUCAACAUAUAUGGAUGCCUUAUUAUAUUGAAUUUUCUACACCUACAGCUAAUUAUACAACAUAUAUUAAUUGGAAUAAUGAUAGUAAUGUAUCGUUUAAUUUACUAAAUAAUAAUCAAUUAAUUACAAAUGGUUCUGGUUUAUAUCAAUAUGAUUCAUUAAAACAACUUUCAAUUAAUUUAACAGAUAUUUAUCCAGAACAUAUUGGAAAUAUUUUUAUAAAUUAUAAUGGAAAUUUAACAAUAAAUGCAUCGAAAUUAUUAGGUAGUAAAUUAUUAAUACGUAUAGAUCGUUUAUCAAAAUGGAAACAUGCUAAUAUUGAAAUAACAGCUGAUAGAGCUUUUUUUUUCUUUAAACAAAAUUUUUUAUUGAAUUUUUAUUAUAAUAUUUAUCAAUCAUCAUUUAAUUUAACAUUAAUAAGAAAUCAAAAUAGUCAAUUUCAAUGGGCAUUUAUGAAACAUAAUUCUCAUAUUCGUCAUAUAUUAAUUAUUAAUACAUCUUUAAUAGAAUUCGAUCAUCACACUCAGAUCGAAUAUGAAAAUCCUGCAAAUCUUGGUUUUCAAUCUUCAUCUUUAAUUAAUGGAUGGUCUCUUUGGAAUAUUAGUUUUCUAAUAAUGAAUUACAAACAAAUUCAAAUUCAAUUUGAUCGAUUUACAUUUAAUUCACAUUUUAAUAAUCGAACAAUUCAUUUUGCAAUAAAUUCUUUAAAGCAAAAAAUUUUACGAUCAUACAUAGAUAUAAAUCAAUCAAAUAUUAUUCAUGUUUUAGUAGAAAUACCUGGUUAUUAUUAUGAAAGUAAAGGAAAAUUAUAUGCUAAUUAUACAAAUUUUUUCAUAGAUUUUCCAAUAAUUGAAACAAUAAUUGGAAAAACUAAAAAACAAUCUCAUAUUUAUUUUGAAUUUUUAUCAUUUGAUAAAAAUCUCAUAUUAAAUUUAACAUCAAAUUUUCGAAAUGAAUAUUUAUUUAAAUUGAUACAAAAUUUUACAUUUUAUAAUAAUUCAUUAUAUCAAUCAAAUAUUCAAUCAUCAUUAAUAAUGAUAAAAAUGAUUCAUUAUCAAUUAUUUUCAUUUCAUUCUUUUAUUCAAUAUAUUCAAAAUUCUAGAAUUAUAGAUUUAUGGAAUGGAUCUAUUAUUUUACCAUCAUUAUUUUUUUCUAAACCUUUUUUAUUACAUUAUCAAAAAGAUUCACAAUUAUUUAUACAAAUUUUUAAUUUAGCUAAUUUAACACAAACAUUAACAAAUUAUCAAAUAUCAACAAAAUUUGGUUUUCAAUUAUCAAUUAUUAAUGAUUUAUCAACAAAAAUUCAUAUUUAUAUUGAACAACAUUUAAUUGGUAGACGUCUUUCAUUAUUUUUUGAAAUUGAUCGUAAUUGGAUUUUAUCAUUAACUAUAAAUAAAAAAAUUCGUUAUGAAUUUAUAUCAUCACCAAUUGAUUCAUUAUUAUUAUUAAAACGAAUUCAUAUAGAUACAAAUACAAGUCAAAUAUUACCUAUUAAUUAUUAUACAGAUAAUCAAACAUUAAUAAGAAUUGAAAUAUUAUUUACAAAAAUAUUUUCAUCAUUUAUAAAUAAUUUUAUUUUGGAUAUAUCAUUAAAAAAUCAUAGUUUUAAAAUAUUAUGUCAUAUACCAUUAUUUAAAAGAGAAUUUUUUUCUUUAAUAUGGAAUAGAUAUAUAGAAAAAGAAUUAUUUCAUUUUCAUGGUUUAAUACAAACGAAAUUUUUACGACGAAGACAUUUUAUUGAUUAUGAAUAUAAUUGGAAUUUAGCAUCAUUUCAUUUUUGGAUAUUUGAUUCUCGUUUAAAACUUUUUUCAUUUGAUCCUAUUGAAUUUAAUUUUAAUAUUACAAAUGAUUAUUUAUGGUAUGGUAAAUGGGCUAUUGAUUUUUAUUUAAUGUUAAGUAAUCAUCGACAAUUAAUUCGUUUUAAUCAUAAAUAUCAUUAUACAACAUUUCGUUCGAAUUUUCUAUUUGAUCUUCAUCUUAUUAAUUCACAUUAUGAUCUUAAUUUUAAUUAUUAUCAUUCAAAUUAUUCGAUUCAAGGUCAAUUUAUUAAAAAUAAACAUACACAUCUAAUAGAUGGAUUUUGGAAUACAACAGCUAAUAUACUUCAAUUGAACACUGAAGAAAUGAAAUCGAUGACAUUAAUUACAUCAACAUUAAUUAAAUCAAUUAUUGAAAUAUAUCAUCAAAAAAUAGGUGUUUUAAUUGAACGUACGACAAAUAAUUUUACAAAUGAUACUCAAAUUAUAGAGUGUAAUCCUUAUUUAAUAAUUCAAAUUCGUCCACGAUUAUUCGUUAUUCAUUAUUAUACAUUAAGUGAUGAUCUGUCAACAAUGAUGUUUGAAUGGUCAACAUUUUCGUAUUUAUCAUGGAAUUAUACAGGUCAUGGACAUCGUAUAAUUCCUAUGACUAAAUUUGAAAUAGAUAUUCGUAAAAAAUACAUAUUUCAUUUUCAUACAUUAACUUUUAAAUAUUCUUCAAUAUAUAAUAAUAAAAAACGACAAUUAAUUAUUCAACGAGAACCAAUGGCAGAAGAUUCAGAUGAUCGUUAUAUAUUUAAAAUGAAGUUUCAUCAUAAUCGUACAUUUUUAAUACAUCUUCAAGUAUUAAAUAAUCAUUAUGAAGUUAUUGGUAAUUCUUAUGAUGAAAAUUUUCAUUGGAAACUUCAUGGAUAUUUUCAACGUGAUCAAUUUAAUGGUUCAUUAUUAAUUUCUAAUAAUGAUUGGUGGUUAUCAUCACAAUUAAAUUUUAAUUCAUCAUUAUACAUCUCUACAGGACGAUAUGUUCAAUUAAUUGCAACAUCAGAUCCUCAAAUAGCUUUUGAAAUUCUUUUAAAAUCUCGUUUUCAUAUUGCUUUUCAAUAUUCAGGUUUACAAUCUAUAAUAGUUUUGAAAUUUUUUCAUAAUUCUUCAAAUAUAAAUAUAUAUUUUUCAUCAAAACCAAUUAAUAAAACAAUGUUUAAUAUUAAUUUUCAAUUAAGUAAUCAAAUUAAUCAAAAUUGGAUACUUAAUAUAUAUAAUCAACGAUUUUUUUUAUAUAAUCAUAAUUAUGAAUUUAUUUUUAAUGGUAGUUUAUAUGAUUUUUCUUUUCAACAUAUAAUUGAAAAUAAAAAAAAUUUAUUUUUUAUUAAUGAAAAUACAAUACAAUUUCAUACAAAUAAUUAUGGUAUGAUUAUUUCAAAUCUUUCAACAGAUACAACAACAUAUAUACAUUUAUAUAAUCGAAAAACAAAACAAAAUUUAACAAUUAAUUAUUAUAAAUUAGGAAGAUUUAAUACAAAAGAUAAUAAUAUACAAACACCUAUUUAUGAUAUAAAUCUUCUUUAUUAUUCAACUAAUGAUGAAAAUCAUUAUAUAAAAAUUUUCUUAGAACUUUUACCAUUACAAAUGUCAUCAUUUAAUUUUGUUCGUGGUCGUUCAUUUCGAAUUGGUUAUCAAACAAAACAAAAACAAUUAAUUUUAUCUGGAAAUAUUGCAUUUACUAUUGAAGAUAUUUAUGAAAAACAAACAAUAAUUAUGAAUGAACGUUGGAAAUUAAUUUAUGGUCAUGAGAAACGAGAUAAAAUUUAUAUUAAAUGGAAUUUAAAAAUUGAUUCAAAUAAAAAAAUUCUUCAAGGUCAAAUAAAUAUUCAAGAUCCAAAUGGUGAAAUGCCUAUACCCAUCUAUAGUAAUAUUAGUGGACAUUUAAAAGAUAUGAUGAUUGUAACAACAAUGCAUACUACUUAUUCUUCAUCAGAUAAUUCACCAAAACCUAUUAUUCUUGAAUUAAAUAUUGAUCAACGUUUUCUCAUUCAACAAUAUUUUUCUAUCAAAUUAAUUCAUGAACCUUCAAAAACAAAUCUAAGUUUAAUAAUUGAUCAUUAUCCACGACGAAAAUUACAUAUUCGUUUAAAACCAAAUAAUUUUCUAAAUGAAAAGACUUUUAUACAUUUAUAUGCAAAUACAACUGAAUCUCAAUUAAAAUUAUUUCUCAUACUUUUUAAUCUAAUUAACUUUAAUUUAACUUUACCUAAAUCAUAUCCUGAAACUGGUUUAUUACAUUCAGCAUUAUUUGUUGAUGAUGAAGAAUAUUUUGAUGGACGUUUUGAUACAACAGCAUUAAAAUUACGUUCAAAAAAAUAUGUAUGUCAAAUAAAACUUGAUCAACUUAUAGUACAAAAACAAUCUCCUGAACAAAUUCUUGCAUCGAUUAAUGCACGAUGGAUUGAACGUAAUUCAACAACUGUACUUAUAACAAUUUUUAGUAAAAUAGAUUUUAAACGAAAAUCUAUUCCAGCUUGGCAAUCAGCUCAACAAAAAACUUGGCUUCAACGUUUUCAACAAUUUUUAUUUACUAAUAAUUUAACAUAUCAAUUUUCAAAAGAUUUUCAAGAUUUUUUCACUUAUUGGAAAACUGAUUUUAUUAGUGAACAUGAACAAUUUAGUAUAAAAUUAAUGAAUUAUCUUGAUUUAGAUGAAGAUCUAAAAUUACAAUUACAACGAAUUAAUUAUACAACAAUGAUUCUUAUUGAAACUUUAUUUCAAAUAGGUUUUCAUAGUGAAAGUCUUUUACAAAAAUACAUGAAUAAUCUUACUUGUUUAAUAAAUCAUCAAAAUUUAUUUCAUCUUGAUAUGUCUCAAUUAGCUACAUUAAUAAUUGAUUCAUUUAUAUUUGAUAUUGUUUAUUAUGUAAAUAAAACAUUAAUUAUGUUCAAUCAUUUUACUCAUUAUCCACGUUCAAUGAAUGCUAUUAUAUCUUAUAUAAGCAAUGAAAUUAUUUUGACUACAUAUAAAUUCAUAAAUAAUUUAUAUUUAGAAACAAAAAAUUUUUUUCUUCCAAAAUUUAUUCAAUAUUUGUAUGAAGCCGAAUUUUUAUUAAAAAUUUCUCCUCUUCUAUCCGAUUCAAUAACAUAUUUUUCAUCGAAUGAUCUUCGUAUAAUUACUAAUUUAUUAAAUUAUCGAUUACGUCAAUUAUUAUCUUUAUGGAUGAAUUCACCAAUGGAAUAUAAAAUAAUGAGAACAAUUGCCAGGGAAUCGAUAGAAUUGAUUGAUAAACUACGUUUUUAUCUUGAUGAUAAACUUGAUUUUUUACUUCCUAGAUUGCAAGUUUACACUCCUCAAUCAUGGACUAAUAGUAGUCAUAAUCAAUCAUUUUUAUUAACUUGGUCAAAACAAUAUAACUUAACUAAUAUUAUUGAUGAUGAACGAAAAUAUCAAUAA